Molecule: messenger RNA, 1608 nt
Organism: Closterium sp. Naga37s-1
Lineage: Eukaryota; Viridiplantae; Streptophyta; Zygnematophyceae; Desmidiales; Closteriaceae
Source: the annotation of a GenBank genome assembly
AUGCAUCUCGCGAGGGUGCUCUCCGCCACGUGUCGCAAUGCGGUGAAGCAGCGCGGCGCCGUGGCGGUAGGACCGUCGCUGCCCGCACUGCAGCAGCAGCGGCGGCACCAGAGCGGGCAGCAGAGCGGGCAGCUGAGCGGGCAGCAGAGCGGCCUCGCGGAUUUCUUCGAACAGGGUCGCACGCCCGACGCGCCCGUCACCACCGGGCGGGGAUGGCAGGCGUGGGAGCUGCGGCACAAGUCGUUCGAGGAUCUACACGGGCUGUGGUACGUGCUGCUCAAGGAGAAGAACCUGCUCUACUCUCAGAAGCAGAUGCUGCAGUCACAGGGCCGCCGCAUGGUGCAACCUCACCGCAUCCACCUCGUGAAGGCAUCAAUGUGUAGAAUAAAGCAAUCCACCCGCUCUGCCCCCCUCCGCCCCUCCGCCUCUUCCCCCCACCCCUUCGUCCGCUCACGGGUGGAGCGCGCGAUGGCGGCGCAGCGGGCGCCGCCGAGCUUCCGCCUGCGCGCUUACUACGGGAUCGACUUCCCGGGGAAGGUGGCGCUGCUGGUGGCGCAGUCUCUGCUCUCCUUCGCGCUCUCCGCCACCCUUUUCGGUCGCUACGCUGCUGCCGUCAACCUCGUUCGGCGGUUCUGGCCUCUACUGCCGGCGCAGCUAGCCAGUUUCCUCGUGGGGUUCUCAGCAGCCUUGGCUCUCCUCCUCGCCUUCGCCUAUUCCCUCACGCUCUCAGCCAACCUCCGCACCUCCCUCCUCCUCCGCCCCCGCAUCGCCCGCCACAUGCUCGCGCUCGUGCCCGCCUGGCAACCGGUCCGCACCGCUCUGGACCUAGGGAGCGGCCGCGGCGUGCUGCUAGCAAGCCUGGGGCUGCAACUACAGGAGUGUGGUGGGGAGGGGCGGGCGAUCGGGUUUGAUAGCUGGGAGACCAAGAGCCGUGCUGCUGGUACCACUACUGCGGUUAACAGCAGCAGCAGAUUGGAAAUUGAACGGGAAAGGAGUUUGCUGGCUGCAACUACUGCUGCUUCUGAUGCUGCUGACGGUACUGCUGGUGGUGGCGAUGGUGCUAAUGCUGCUAAUGCUGCCACUGGCAGCAGCAGCAGUGGAAGGCACGUGCGGCACAGAAGGGCAGAUAAAGCCAAAGCAGGCCACCCAAGCAAGAGUGCGGUCAAACCACCCGUUACCCCUGCCACUCCUGCCAGCGGGCUAGCAGCCGUGUCAGCGCCCGCAGUGGGGAGCAUGGCGGGGGCGCUGAGAGCAGCAGCGAGGGAGGGCGUGGGGGCGCUGGUGACGUGCAAGACGGGCGCAUUUGACCGCCUGCCCUUCCCUGACAGCUACUUUGAUGUCGUUGUCUCUGCUCUCCGCCUGCACGCCAUUGCUUCGGUCCUAGAAGACUCAGACCCACAAGCAGCGGAGAAGGAGAGGCAGCGGGUGCUGCAGGAGGUGGCGAGAGUGUUGAAACCGGGGGGGAGGGUGAUAGUGUGGGACGUGUUGCACGUGCCGGCCUAUGCAGAGUAUUUCAGGUUGCUGGGAUGGAAACAUGUGGUUGUUACCCCCGGCCCGAAUGCUUUCAUGCUGCCCUCGCAUGUCCUUUCUGCCCGGAAACCAAAGUGA